AAAAAACAUAUGAUUGCUCAGACAUUGCAGUAAUUGGUGUAUAUUUAGUAUUUUGAAUUAAUGGUAAUGGAACACAUUUAUUAAACACUAAUCAAAACAGAUACGUAAUGGUGUUAUAAUGAGCUUUAUAAUUAAUGCCUUUAAAAAUUUCUUACAUACCAUGUUGCAAUUAUUAUCUUUUGGUAAAAAAACUAUAACAAAUAGUUUGAGUGUGUAUGUAAAAACUAUUGGUGGCAACACUUUAACUGUAGACCUAGAUCCUACGUGGGAUAUUAAAAAUGUUAAGGAAAUAGUGGCGCCCCAACUUGGAUUAGAACCAGAUGAAGUAAAGAUAAUUUUUGCUGGAAAGGAAUUGGGAGAUGAAAUUAAAAUUGAGGAAUGUGAUUUAGGUCAGAAAAGUAUUCUCCAUGCUGUAAAAGUUAGGGGAAAAGGAAUAAGAUUCUUCGACCUACAAAUAGUAGUGUAAUAGAGGAAAAUGAGGACCCAAGUAGCAAGCCAUUGAGUGAGGUUUUAGAUAAUAGUAUGUUUUCUCAUGAAGACAGCAAUUCUUUUAAUAGUACAACUGAAAGGCAGAGAAGUCAAUCAGAAAGUGGUUUAAGUAAGUCAAAGGUACAUUUCUAUGUAUUCUGUCCAACUUGUAAGGCAAUGAAGUCAGGAAAAAUAAGAGUAAGGUGCCAUUUUUGUAAAAGUGGAGCAUUCACUGUACAUGCCGAUCCACAAAACUGGAAUGAUGUUCUAAAACCCAAACAAAUUACAGGAACAUGUGAAAAUAGUCCAGAAUUGUGUUCUGACAUAUUAAAAAACGUAGAACCUACCUUCGCUGAGUUUUACUUCAAGUGUUCUGAACAUACCUCCUUGGGGGAACAAGAUGGAGCAGUACCGCUAGAUCUGAUAAGGCCAAAUUUAAGGGAUAUUCCCUGUUUAGCUUGUGCUGACGUUAGCGAUCCUGUUCUUGUCUUUCCUUGUCAAGAAAAACAUGUUACCUGCCUGGACUGUUUUCGCCAAUACUGCGUGACCAGAUUAAUGGAGAGACAGUUCUGGCAACAUCCAGAGCUGGGAUACACGUUAGCUUGUCCAGCGGGUUGCCCAGAUUCCUUUAUAAAAGAAGUCCACCAUUUUAGACUGCUCACAGAUGCUCAAUAUGCGCAAUAUCAACGUUUCGGAACCGAAGAAUUCGUCCUCAGAUCCGGCGGAGUACUGUGCCCCCAACCGGGUUGUGGAAUGGGAAUUUUAGUCGAUUCCGGUUGUAACAAAGUGGCUUGUAUAAACGGUUGUGGUGUAAGUUAUUUUUAUUUUAUUAACUGGCUUAUUUCUACUCGAUUUUUAUGUUAUAGUACGUAUUUUGUCGGUUGUGUUUACAAGGCUAUCAUAUCGGUGAGUGUCGACGUCCGAUAUGGAUAGUUCCGCAGAUGGCGAAGGAUGUUUGUACAGCGUAGACCCAAGUCGAGCAUCGGACGCAAGAUGGGACGAAGCUUCGAGAGUUACUAUUAAAGUUUCAACGAAACCUUGUCCUAAGUGUAGGACACCUACUGAAAGAGAUGGCGGCUGUAUGCAUAUGGUAUGUACUAGAGCAGGUUGUGAGUUCCAUUGGUGUUGGGUGUGCCAAACUGCGUGGACCAGAGAUUGUAUGGGCAGCCAUUGGUUUGGUUAAGGCAUCGAAAAAUCUGUGAUAUUAAGAAAAAAUAGAAAAAUGUGUGUUGUUUUGAUUGUUCAGUUGGGUUUCAAUUAAUAAAAAUUGUUUGG
Molecule: messenger RNA, 1743 nt
Organism: Diabrotica balteata
Lineage: Eukaryota; Metazoa; Arthropoda; Insecta; Coleoptera; Chrysomelidae
Source: the annotation of a GenBank genome assembly